AUGGCCAUCGAGAUAAGCAAGUUGGCCAAGGAGGACAUCCCUUGCUCUGUGGAGAUUGUCCAAAAAGCGUUUGAGGAUGACCCGUACUUCCUCUGGGUUUUUGAUGCCCAAAAGUCAUGCCCUCUACAAGAAGAUGAUGAUAAUCCAUUUCCAAAAUUAGUAUUUUGUUUCGUACUAACUUCUCAUGCAACGACUUACGGUCGGUCGGGGAGAUAUCUCUUGACCGUUGCUGAGUUGAUCAAUUUCAUUCCCUUCAACAAACAGUUCUCGAAGGAAAGAAACGCAGCGUCCAUCACAGCCCGCUGUUUAUGGGGUAUCAACAAUGGUCUGUUCUACGUUGCCAAGGAAGUUCCAUCAACGAACGGUGAUGGAGCAGCGUCCGUCGGACCGCCCAAGAAAAAUGCAUCUCGCAUCGUAGGCGUUGCCAUGUGGCUUCCUCCUCAUCCGCUGUCUGAACCAGAAAGCUGGUACUCGUACUUCCAAUCCUGGAUCUUAACUUUUCGCCAGGCAGCAAACAAUAUCCUUUUCCGUGGCCAUGGUGGUCUCAACGUCAAACGCUACUGGAUCUGGAAGGAUGCUCAAAAUGCUGUCCAAAGCGAAAUCUGGAAUGAUUCCCGAGGCUAUUACUUUUGCAAUGUGAUUGCGGUUGCGGACGAUGCGCGUGGAAAGGGUAUUGGAAAGAAACUGGUCGAGAUUGUCACGGACAAGGCUGAUCAGGAAGGAAUGAAGUGUUAUUUGGAAAGCUCCAAGAAAGUACCGAAUUUAGAAAUUUAUGGCCGUAUGGGGUUCAAAUUUGCGAAGGAAAUGGAGUGUCAUGAUGGGGAGGAUGUUUGCAAGCUUUAUUGUAUGACUCGCGAACCAAAAUACCCAAGCAAAACAACGCCGUUCAAAGGUUAG
Messenger RNA from Histoplasma capsulatum G186AR, 897 nucleotides. RefSeq names its product acetyltransferase. The record is from RefSeq and is a predicted model, not a curated record. The coding region runs from base 1 to 897 and encodes 298 amino acids. Gene Ontology annotation, molecular function: acyltransferase activity, transferring groups other than amino-acyl groups. NCBI's taxonomy places the organism in Eukaryota, Fungi, Ascomycota, Eurotiomycetes, Onygenales, Ajellomycetaceae. The transcript has 3 exons.